Messenger RNA from Scheffersomyces coipomensis, 1260 nucleotides. RefSeq lists its product as uncharacterized. Gene Ontology annotation, cellular component: fungal-type vacuole membrane. The record is from RefSeq and is a predicted model, not a curated record. NCBI's taxonomy places the organism in Eukaryota, Fungi, Ascomycota, Pichiomycetes, Serinales, Debaryomycetaceae. The coding region runs from base 1 to 1260 and encodes 419 amino acids. The transcript has a single exon.
AUGGCAGAGGUAACUAACCUAGCGUCUUCAAUACAGAUAUACUUACGGGCAUUCUUCAUACCGGACAAUGGGUUAUACUCUCGACAAAAAUGGAUUCUAGGUUUGAUUAACUUAGCUGCUGUAGUCAUCUUUUGGGUGAUGUCCAGUUUUCUUGUUAAUAGUUUGGUUGAAGAUGAUACUUAUAGGAAACCAUUUUUCAUUACUUAUAUUAAUACGGGAUGCUUUAGUUUUUAUCUUAUCAGUUAUUUAAAGUUUGAGAAUUUAUCUAUUUCUCAAUUCAUUGAAAAGUUUAAACAAGAUUAUGAUAAUAGUUGCAUAAAAUAUCAUAAACAAGAAGAUGAAGAAGGGUUAGUUUCAGAGUAUGGAUCUAAUGAUAAUCUUUCAGGUCUUCAACAGAGUAUUGAAAAUAGUGAUUCUACAAAUAGUACCAAUACUACUAAUGAAUUACACAUUGUGGAUUCAAAUGUCUACCUAAAUGAUGAAGAAAUUGGCAUAUAUGAAACGAUGAAAUUAUCAAUUCAAUUCAUCAUACUAUGGUUUUCAGCCAAUCUAGUUACUAAUGCAUCAUUAUCAUAUACUUCCGUUGCAUCACAAACUAUUUUAUCAUCAACAUCAUCUUUUUUCACCAUGAUAAUUGGUUAUUUGUAUGCGGUGGAAAAGAUUAAUCAAAAUAAAUUAGUAGGGAUCUUAUUAAGUUUUACUGGUGUGUUAAUCGUGACUAAGAUUGAUAUUUCGGAAGAUCAAGAUAAUAAUGUCGAUAAUGGUAAUAAUAACUUAACAGCAUUAUGGGGUAAUUUAUUAGCUUUAUCAGGAGCAUUGAUUUAUGGUAUUUAUACUAUAUUAUUGAAACAUAAAAUUACCAUUAAGAAUUCUUACAAAGAAAGAAACUUAAAUACUCAUUUGUUUUUUGGAUUUGUAGGGAUAUUCUGUUUAAUAUUUUUAUGGCCUAUCAUAAUUAUAUUACAUUUUACUAAAGUUGAAGUAUUUGAAAUACCGCAUACUUCACAAGUUACUUAUCUUUUAUUAAUUAAUGCAUUCAUUACUUUUGUUAGUGAUUUCUGUUGGUGUCGUGCCGUCUUAUUGACUAGUCCCUUAACUGUUACAGUUGGGUUAUCAAUGACAAUCCCAUUAGCAAUGAUUGGUGAUUGGGUGCUAAAGGAAUUUGUGCUUAAUUGGUGGUAUAUCUUUGGAGCUGCUGUAGUUACCGUUGGUUUCUUAAUUAUAAACAAAGAUGAAGAAGAAGAUUUUGUAAGAGAUUAG